Molecule: messenger RNA, 325 nt
Organism: Episyrphus balteatus (marmalade hoverfly)
Lineage: Eukaryota; Metazoa; Arthropoda; Insecta; Diptera; Syrphidae
Gene: Tfb5
Product: general transcription factor IIH subunit 5
Exons: 2
Coding region: 104-325 (73 amino acids)
Biological process (GO): nucleotide-excision repair, preincision complex assembly; transcription initiation at RNA polymerase II promoter; transcription by RNA polymerase II
Cellular component (GO): transcription factor TFIIH core complex; transcription factor TFIIH holo complex
Source: RefSeq, a predicted model, not a curated record
GAGUGUUUUUUUCUAUUAUUUGAGUUCCAAUAUUUUAAAUCACCCGCUCACAGUUUUCUUUUUAACAAAUUAAACAAAAAAAUAAUAUGAAAUAUUACAAAAAAUGGUAAAUGUUAUGAAAGGUGUUCUUGUUCAAUGCGAUCCUGCAAUGAAACAAUUUCUUCUUCAUUUGGAUGAAAAACUAGCUCUGGGAAGAAAAUUUAUUAUUCAAGACUUGGACGAAGGUCAUUUAUUUAUAUCAACUGAUAUUGUUGAAACUUUACAAGCUCGUGUUGAUGAUUUAAUGGAUAAAAUUAGUUUUCCAUUGCAUGAAAAGGAUCCAUAA